AUGGAAAUAAGAGACAAAUUAGCGAUUAGCCCAGAAUUAAUCGCUCACCUAAUGGAAUGGUCCUACAAAGCCACGACAUUCUACUGGACGAUGGAAGAGUUGUUACAUGAUUACAGAAUGGCCAGAAUAGGGGAACGCACUACGAAUAUCUUAGGAAGCACGAGAAAUAUUCUGGGCACAAAAGACAAUAUGGAUAAUUCGAUUAGCAAGAGCGCUUGCUGCUUGUCACGCUUUGGCAUGCUUAUCUGGGAAAUAACUUCUCAUGAGAUUCCUUUCCCAGACAAAACCAUUGACGAAGUAUAUACCAUGUUAAAGGAUUCAGACACUCUGCCCCCGCCAAUAAUUUUCGGUACACAGGAAAGCAUCGUGAAGGAUUCCAAUGUAGGAAUGAGUUAUUGGAGAUUUGGGAUACACGGAUGCUGUGCUCAAGAGAUGUUGGCAUCCGCCACAGAAUCGCGGAAAGCAUUUGCUGAAACGGGUGACGAUACAAAUGUUGAAGACCGUGUUUAG
Paraglomus occultum is the source of this 510-nucleotide messenger RNA. The record is from the annotation of a GenBank genome assembly. Lineage: Eukaryota; Fungi; Glomeromycota; Glomeromycetes; Paraglomerales; Paraglomeraceae.